ACAAUGUCGUUAUAAAGCUUGGAUUCAAUGAAACGUCAAAACAGCUACGAACUUUUUGUGAGAAUUAACAAGUUACGUGACGUGAAAGAAAUUCAAACGAUGCUGAUUUUAUGACGUUUCCUUUCAUGACGUUUUAAUUAUGUGAUAUCGUGUCAAAUAUGAAAAAUAUAGUAGGCAAAGUAGUUGUUCUCGGUUCGCAAGGUGUCGGAAAGACGAGUAUUAUAGUUAGAUAUGUUGAGAAUGUCGUCAAUCGUCCUAUCAAUCCAACUAUAGGAGCUAGCUUUUUUACCUGUAAAUUAAAUAUAGCUGAUACCGAAGUUAAAUUACAGGUAUGGGAUACAGCGGGUGAGGAAAGAUUUAAGUCAAUGGCGCCAAUGUAUUAUCGUAAUGCGAACGCCGCCAUGUUGGUAUUCGAUGUUACCCGAUAUAAUAGUUUCGCAGCUAUUAAAAAUUGGGUUACGGAAUUGAAGAGAAACGUCGAGGAACAAAUGGUAUUAACGGUUAUCGGUAAUAAAUCAGAUCUAUUCAACGAUCGAGAAGUAGACACCGAAGAAGGUAGAUGUUAUGCGAAUAAAAUCGGUGCGACUUAUCACGAAACUUCUGUAAUACAUAAUGAUGGAAUAGAAAAGGUUUUUUUGGCAAUAGCCAAUGGAUUGAUAAGUUUAUCUUCUGGUAACACGGAAAUAACGUCCGCGUUAAGGAUCACCGAUUCGAACAAUUUUGGAUUGAAUAAUUCUGGCAUAUUAUUGACACCUUCCGAAGAAAUUGCACAGAAUCCAAACAUCGCACUUGGAAUAAACGAAAAGAUUCGUACUUGUUGUUAAUCCAUCCUCUCCCCUCUUUCUAAUUGCAUGAUCAACGGGUGUUCAUUUUUUUUUCUCUCUGUCUCUCUUUUUUUCUUGCCUUUUAUUUUAUACUCUUUUUCUUUUCUUUUUUUUUUUUUUUUUACUUUUUAAUUCGUCUUUUAAAAAGUACACCUUGUUGUCAAUACAACAAUGUCUUAAAGAUUUAAAAAAAAACAACGCGCGCGCGCGUGUGUGUGCCUGUGUGUAUGUGUGUGUGUGUGUGUGUACGUGCGUGCGUGCGUGCGUGUGUGCGCGGAUCGUCGCCGUCUUCCACGAGAUAACAAUAACAUAUCUUUAAUCUUUAAUUAUUGUAUAUAAAAAAUUCAUAUCAUUAUUAGAGUCGACGACUAAACUUGUAACGAUUGAUUAGUUUUAAUCAAUAUAUUAUGAUUGUAGAUUGUACGAUUAAACAUUAAUGUUUGAUCGUACGCGUUUGAUAAUCUAAUAAUUAUCUUCGAUUAAAUAGAUUCACAGCCGCUAAUAUUACAUGCGUAUAACCAAAAUGAAAAGAAAACAAAGAAAAAGAAAGGAAAAAAAGAAAAAAUGAAAGAAAGAAAAAUAAUGAUUCCAACACGAUUGUCAAUUGUAGUUCAUUAUGAUGAAACAAAAAACACGUAUUUUAAAGUGUAUAAUAAUGCCAAACAUAUAAAUCAUUAUGAACACGUUGGAAAUACGUAAUGAACUGUUCUUAACUCUAGACUGACAUAUUUUUUUUUUUUUCUUCUUCUUCUUCUUCUUUUUUCUUUUUUCCUUUUUUUCAAUAUUUCUACAACAUAUCGUACAAAAUCAAUGGCCUCGAUAGUAGAUAUAUCAAUAAUAAUUAUUUAUUAGUAUGAAACAACAGUAUUCCAAUAACAUCGAUCUAACUUAUUUCCUAUCGUAAUAUUAUAUUGAUAUUAACAAAACGUUUUAAUAUAAACACAUCGUGCUUUCUUUUCUUCGUUUUCUAUGGUUUUUUUUUCUCCUCUUUUAUUGUUCUUCUUCUUUUUUUUUUUUUCCUUGUCGAAAAAAAAGGACUAAAUAUGUUUUAUAAAAAACUUUUCUAUAAAAUUUAUAUAUAUAUAUAUAUAUAUAUAUAUAUAAAUAUACAUACUUGAAUGUAUGUAUUAUACUGCCUCUACAAAGUACACGCUAUAGGAUUUAAAAAGUUUUCAUUAAUUUAAUUUCAUUGUGUCUUCUAUUUCUCCACCUUUUUUCUCAAAUUUUUGUUACAAUAGUCGAUUAGAUCAUAAAUACAAUUUUGUACCUAACGAAAAAAAGAGAAUAUAUAUUUAUUAUAAAAAUAUGAUAUCUAUAAUUAUUUUCAAUCUAUCCCUUUGAUGUUGGUGUUAAUUUUAGAAAGAGAGAGAAAGAGGAUAAUCACACAAUGAGUCAUUCUCACUCCAUAGGCCGAGUUUCACGGACCGUAACGACGUCCCAGCUUUGUCUACCUACAUUUAGUAACUUCAUCUCAUUUUCAAUUAUGUAAGCCUUCGUUUGCUAUGCAUCUAGGCCUAUUAGGACUUGACUUCGUCGAAAAACAAGUUAGACUAGGUAGAAAAUCUAAUGCUCAGGGUCAUCCUCUCGCGUGCUUCAGAGUUCAAGGAACUAUGAUCGUCUCGACAUCAAUCGACGUCAAUAAAAAAAAAAAAAAAAAAAAAAAAGAAAAGAAAAAGAAGAAGAAGAAGAGAAAAACAAAAUUUCGAAGGAUUAUGAUUCUUAUGGAGGAGGAAGAAAAAAAAAGGA
This is a messenger RNA of Vespa velutina, 2570 nucleotides long. RefSeq names its product ras-related protein RabJ (gene RabX1). Lineage: Eukaryota; Metazoa; Arthropoda; Insecta; Hymenoptera; Vespidae. Bases 159 to 824 code for a protein of 221 amino acids. The transcript is spliced from 3 exons. Gene Ontology annotation, molecular function: GTP binding; GTPase activity. The record is from RefSeq and is a predicted model, not a curated record.